ACUAGAAACACGAAGCCCAUCUCUUUUGCACACGACGUCAGCUGUCACAUUGAUUGUUUUUUUUCUGCAUAUUUUUCAACACACAAAAUCAUUACAAGUUUUCUCCUUCGCUUCGGGUGUAAUUUCGAAGAAAAGACGGAUUUUCUGGUGCAUAUUACAGCGCUCGAAGCAGCAUGAAUUACUGUUGGUUGCACGGUUGCAGUAAGUUACAGUCAAACUAGCGUAAAACCUGCUAGGGCCGUACUGGCUUGAUAAAGAGAUUGGCAAGUUCAUACUUUUCGAGUACUCUUCCAUGCCAUGAAGGGCACUGGAGAACGGCGAAGGCGUUGCAGUGCAAAACGAAGGAUCAUUGGCUCCGGCAUUAAUCGAUUAAAGCAGCGGUGAAGCAACGCACAACGAACCCAACAAAGCUUUUGACACAACCAGUUGACCUGUCCCGACACUGGGACCAGUCACUGCCAGACUACAUCAAGGUCAACCGCGCCCGGCAGGUUGCUUUUCGGUUCGUGAUGCACUACAUGGAACAUAUUUCGCCAUCUGGUCAGCCACUGGUGUGACGUCACUAUCGCCGUGAGGGAUUUACAUCAUACAGCGGCAAACACGCACACUGACAGCAGGCCACCGAUUAUCAGCCAGAUAAGUCGCAGAAGCCGUGCAAUAGCAUCAGCUGUUAAUAGCGUGCGCAUUGAUUUAAGAAAAAAAAACAGAAGCUCAAAGGAGUUGCGAAACCCAUAAAAACACACACAGAAUAGUAAGAUGGCUGACGGAGGGACGAGCGGCACGUUUCUGCGCACCAUCGAGUGGGAUAUGAUGGACAAGCGCAAGUUCUUCCCGCUCUCGAUGCUUAGUUCGUUCUCGGUGCGCUGUGCGCUGUAUCCGUUGACCGUGAUCAAAACGCAGCUACAGGUACAGUUCCGGAACGAUAUCUACAAGGGCAUGAUCGACGCCGGGAUCAAGAUCUAUCGAGCAGAGGGAAUGCCUGGACUGUAUCGCGGAUUCUGGAUCUCCUCGGUGCAAAUUGUGAGCGGUGUAUUCUACAUCAGCACGUACGAAGGUGUCCGUCACGUGUUGGGUCAGUACGGGGCAAACCAGCGGGUCAAAUCGCUCGUAGCCGGAGGGUGUGCUUCGCUCGUUGGCCAAACCAUCAUAGUACCGUUCGAUGUGAUUUCGCAACACGCGAUGGUACUCGGAAUGGGUGCGCAUGGCGGCAAGCACGGAGCGGUCAAUCCGCUCGGCAUCAAUUUCGACAAGGGUAGCAGCCGGUUACGGAUUACGCGUGACAUUGCACGGGAAAUUCUUCGCCGGGACGGUGUGCGUGGCUUUUACCGGGGAUAUACCGCGAGCCUGAUGGCGUACGUACCAAAUUCGGCCAUGUGGUGGGCAUUCUACCAUCUGUACCAAGACGAGUUAUUGAAAAUCGUACCACCGUGGGUGUCGCAUCUGUUUGUGCAGUGUGUGGCCGGCAGCUUCGGAGGUUUCACCACCACCAUCAUAACGAACCCGCUCGACAUAGUGCGGGCGCGACUACAGGUGCAGCGGCUUGAUUCGAUGAGUGUCGCUUUCCGGGAGCUUUGGCACGAGGAACACUUCCACAUGUUUUUCAAGGGACUGACGGCACGGUUGGUGCAAUCGGCUGCGUUUUCCUUCAGCAUCAUUCUAGGCUAUGAAACGAUCAAGCGGGUAUCAGUGAACGAGCAGUACCGGCACAUGAUCAAGUGGUAACGACAAAUGGUCUUGCACUAGCGACAGGAGCCGUUUUGUUUUGUGUACAGCAAGCUGCAGGUAGGAUGUAUCAUCGUCGUAAUAAUGUUCAUUCGUUUGUAGAUUCGUUUACACCAGUGUGUAUAUCUCACCAUGGAUCGUAGCACUUAAGGAAACCAAUGUUAAAACUAGGACGUGUUCCCCAGUAUCCGUGAACUGUAACAAUAAGCGAACAAUGAUAAAAAGUAAGCUAAGUUAAACAAAAAAACAAAACAAAAAGCUAGGACUUAAGAUGAAUGUGCAAUACAAAGGCAUUCGAGAUGAAUGGAUGGAAGACAAAACAGUUUGAUCAGAUGGAUGGAAGACAAACAGUGCAAACUAAAAGUUGCACAAAAACAGAGAACACGUUCCAAAAGGAACGAAACUGUACGACAAUAUCGCAUCUAGAAUCUUGCACAGUACAUCAUACUUUACUUCGCCGACGUAGUCCUCACCAUACGGCUCUUGUAAAUUUUUGUCCGCUCGAUGCUAAUGCCUUCCCAAUUGGGAGAGUAGAUCAAGAAUUAAGUUCAGCGUAGAUUCAAAUAUAUGUAAAUUAUAUGUUUUUUUUUAUUAUCAUGUGAGUUGCUCUCGAAAAAAAGCAAUUGAAGUUGGCUAUUUUCUUGACUACUUUGCCAAAACACAGUAUCACAUUUACUAUUAUUUCUACCCCAAGAAAACAAAUGCUAAGCCGUAGGAGGAGACUUUUGGUUUUGUCGUCAUUGUUUGUGUAAAACAUAAUAUAAACUGACAAUAGGAAAACGAACGCAUGUCUGCACUUGGGGAAAAUUAAACCAAAAAGUUAUGUAAACAAAACAGCUUUAAUAAAGCAAACAUGUUUUAAAAUCGUUACCAAACAAGAA
Anopheles stephensi (Asian malaria mosquito) is the source of this 2603-nucleotide messenger RNA. RefSeq names its product solute carrier family 25 member 44. The record is from RefSeq and is a predicted model, not a curated record. Gene Ontology annotation, molecular function: branched-chain amino acid transmembrane transporter activity. The coding region runs from base 757 to 1722 and encodes 321 amino acids. Gene Ontology annotation, biological process: branched-chain amino acid catabolic process; transmembrane transport. The transcript has 2 exons. Lineage: Eukaryota; Metazoa; Arthropoda; Insecta; Diptera; Culicidae. Gene Ontology annotation, cellular component: mitochondrion.